Messenger RNA from Dimorphilus gyrociliatus, 3245 nucleotides. The record is from the annotation of a GenBank genome assembly. Lineage: Eukaryota; Metazoa; Annelida; Polychaeta; Dinophilidae.
GCAGUCGAGUAUUGAUUCGGCCGGCUGCACCGCCUUUCCUACGGCAGGAUCACCGGAUUCUAAAACUAGACGAUUCGCCAUGGAAACUUACCUAAGAAGUAUCACCGACCGAAUUAAACCGAUUUUGGAACAGGCUAUGAAAUUACAGGUUCAUACCUUCUUACCCUACGACAGGAUAGAAGCACUGCUGAUCCUAACAGCCCCAGCCCUCAGGAAAUCAUUCACCAUGCAUAUUCUUGAUGAAUAUGGUGGAGGUGGAACAUUAUGUUCACCUGGCGCAGAUAACGAUAUCCUUAUCGAAUCGCUCAAGACCAAGCUACCCGACGCCAUCUUGCUGUUGGUUAAAUCGAACUUUCCACAGAAUGUCGAUAUACAAUUGAACGCCCUUAUCUAUAUUGGAUUACCUGUAGUCGGUAAGAUUAUCAUACAUUUGGAUGAAAAUUUGGACUGUACGGGACAACCUUUCAUGGGAGAGUUGCCGAAGCCAAUCGAUGAAUACAGGCCUAGAUUUAGCAGGUACGUGCCCCCAGAGUCCUUAGCGAGGAGUAUUGAUGAAAUUCUAGAUGAUGACGCUUCUUCGUCACUUCCCGAACCGAUUUAUCAGGUGGAUUUUGGCCAAAUAGAUAAAUCUAGCCCUAAUAAAACGUCAAAAUAUUCCAAGUUUGUGUGCCUAUCUUGCGAUAAAGUUUACGAAGAUGUCGAUGAAUACCGGGAUCAUGUACUCUAUCAUCUUAAAGAUAUCGAAAAAGUACUCGCUUCGACUUACGUUGAAACAGUUGAUUGUUCAGGAGAUACAAAGUUAUAUGUGUGUAAAAUGUGUGAUACAAGAUUUGAGUCUUUGAAGACAGCUGGGGGCCAUGUUCGACAUCGCCAUCUACCGAACGUCUCAACGCAAUCUUCUUUAACUUGUCCACUUUGCUUAAAUAAGUAUAAAUGUGUCUAUGACUGUGUCUAUCAUAUAAAGACAAGUCAUUUAAAAGAAAAGAAUUAUGAAUGCCGAUUUUGCCAGAGGAAAUUCGCUCAAAAAUGCAACAUGACUAAACAUAUAAAAGAUUCUCAUGAACAAGAAUUGGCCCUACCUCUUCCUCAUACAGGUUUACCAUCUUCAUCUUCGUCAUCUUCAUCAUCUUCACAUAGGCCAACAAAGAGUGUAAAGCCUAUACCAGUAAGUCCUAAAAAGGAUAAGCUUGAAAGGCUUAUUGUUAAGAUAAAGAAAUCUUCUCUUGGUCACCACAAAACAGAAUCACCUCAUACAAAUUCUGGUCAUCAUGAAGAACGUCAAAAGUAUGCUCAUGGUAAGAUGCAAUGCUUAGGAUGUAGUAUAAAGUUUGACAAUCAGGAAGAAUUUAAUAAGCAUAUAAAGAUUCAUUUAGCAAAAUUAGAAGCUUAUGUUCCAUCAACGUAUGCUAAAAUUCUGAAAGGAACAACAGGUCAUAAAUUUGAGUGUACGUUCUGUAAAAAUAGAUUUCCAUCUAUCAAAUCUGUUUGCCUACAUAUUGCAAAGAAUCAUUUAGAUAUGAAUGAAAUUAAAGAGAACAGAGAAUGUUUAAUAUGCGGUUUAAAGGGUCGGGCAACAUAUGAUGUUGUUAAGCACAUGGAGGGUGUUCAUCUUAAAGAAAAGCAUACAUGCGCAAUUUGCAGUAAAAUGUUCUCAAGAAAAGCAACUUGGGUUAAGCAUUUAAAAGAAGUACACUCUGCUAAAGAGCCCGAUAGUGAGGAUGACACUCUAACAAUCGCUGUUGAUUCACCAUUAGUAGUAGCUAGUCCGAGUAAGCCCGUAAAAGAAGAAGUUGAAAAUGGUGUUGACGGAGAAGAAGAGAAUGGUGAACUUCCAGAUCCAACUUUAGAGUGUCGUAAAUGCGCAAUGGCCUUUUCUGAUUCAGAAACAUUUAAAGAUCAUGUCCGAGAAGUUCAUUUAGACGAUUUGGAACGUUCUCAACCAGAUAAUUAUGUUGUAAAGGUUUCAAAUGAUUAUUUCGAAGGUUAUCAGUGCGAUAUUUGCAAAGAGAAUUUUAAAACUUACGAAGCGGCUACACUUCAUGCUACUAGACGUCAUUACUUGGCUAAAGAGGAACAACAGUGUCCCGUUUGUUCAAAGACCUUCCAAUCUGUUUCAGCGGUGCUAAGUCAUUUAAGGGGGGCUCAUCUAGCGGAAAACCAAUUUCAAUGCGAGGCCUGUCAUAGAAUUUUUGCUAAAGAGGAAACUCUUAAAAAUCAUACUUGCCAAAAUGCUGCGAACAAAGCAAACAUUCGACUCUCUGCUCCUACUAAUGAUAAUAAAUGUUUACAAUGUGACAAAAUAUUCUCCAAUAAGUGGAAUUUAACAAGACAUAUGGCGGAAAUUCAUCAGAAGAUUAAAAGAUUCUCUUGUAAGAUGUGUCCAAGAACAUUUUCUAGGAGUUGCGAUGGAAUAAAACAUAUGCAACAGAUGCAUCUUAUCGAUAUGUAUAAAUCACCGGAAAAAGGGGAAAAGUGUGAUGUUUGUAGGCAGGAAUUUUCUGAUAAAAUACGACUAUCUGCCCAUAAAAGAUCCAAACAUACUCCAAAGAGGUUCAGAUGUGACGUUUGCGGUAAAAAGUUCAUGUUCCCUUCGGAACAAUAUGUUCAUACGAAUAUGAAACACACAUGGGCUUUGUAGAAAUUUAUAAAACUACAAAAAUUAACUGGAUUUUUGACUAUAUUUCUCAUUUUCCGGUCCUUUUUUAUAUUGGUAUACCUUUUUUCGUAUGUUUACUCUGUGGUUGGUUUUACCGGAAAUCUUCUAUCUUUCUAACUUCCGGCGCAGGUCACUUUGUACAAUUUUCUAAAUGUAUAUAGACAGUUUUAUGUGUAUAUGUUUUUUUUUAGUUAUACAUUUUUGCGUGUCGACAAACCUAAAAUUUUUCUGUUGUCUCGUAUUAAAACUAAUUACAAGAGGAUGUUCUUUUUAAACUACUUGUUAAGCAGAAGAAAUGCAAAAAGUGUCGUGUUAGAUUCGAACCAAGGCUGACAAUUUUGUUAUUUCUAUUCUUCUUUCUUGUCUUAACCUUUUUACAAGGUUAAAAUGAUUAAUGUCCUAAUGAUACAUUAUCUUUUUAAUGUUCUGAAAAAUAAUGUCAUUUCUAUUUUUUUUUAAAUAACCGGUAGAUGGCGGCCAUAGUUAAUGGGUUUCAGGUUCGAAGAGUUUUAUAUACUGAUUGUAAAUGAUGAUAAAUACGUUUUUUGUUAGGUAAAAAAAAGACGCAAACGUGAAUUUUUUUAAAAAA